AUGGCAGCCCUUAAUCCACUAGAAACUACUACUGAUGGUUCAAGUUAUAGCACAAGUGGACAAACUCAGUCUCGCUGGUACGCAGACACCACCCCAACCAUGGCUAAGUAUGAAAUACAAAGGCCUAUUUUGUUCAACUGUUUUAUNUCACAAAUCGAUUUGUCUGCACUUACUUCAGAGAAUAGAAGUGCCGUUAAGUCCACAGUGGCUGACAAGGUAGAAGCUACCACGAUAGACAAAGUACUCAAUUCUACAAAAUCAGUAGAUGCAUCUUUAAACUUGGUCACAGGAGUAACUACUUCAUAUGGCUUACCAGUUUCACAGGUGACUCAAGACUUGUUACAAAGUGAACCUUUGCCACCAAAUCAAGCUAGUUUUAUUUCUGAACAAAACAAGCUUCACACGAAGGACUUGGAAGAUGUCCAAACCACUGAGGAAACUAGAGAAGGGAGACCAAGCUCUGAACAGAGACUUCAACCACCGGAAGAAUUCAACACUGUAUUACAAAGGUUGGUUUUUAUUUUCCCCCCAGACAGCAGUGUCAUCAUGCAAAUUUUCAUAACUAUCGUUUCAAUUUUCCUUUUCUCCUGUUUUGUGUUUCAUGAGCUUGUAAAUUUCUUGAUGCAUUUUUAUUCUCUUUAAGACCAGUACUCGGAUUCUGUUUGUGGUUUAAUUCAUAUUGCUGAACAACCGACUCCCCAGCCAUCCCCACUUCCUAAAAAGGCUAUAUCUUGCAUUCAACUUACCAAUUAUUUUGAGAAGCUUGCAAAAUGGCGUGGUACUAGCAUGGAUACUUUUGCAAGUAUAUGUGGUAGAUGCUAUGCUUCUUAAUAGUUCUCGUACAUAUCUGAUGAAAUUCAUUACAAAUUUGUUCAUGAAAUAUGAUUGAAUGACCAAAAAAAUAAAAGAUACUAAUCAAGUACAGUAAGUAAUAGAACUAGAACUCUUCACUUUGAAAUUUAAUCUCUCUAGUGUCCAUUGAUGAUCCAAAAGGCCUGAGGGUGUAGCUUCAAAGUACAUAAGUUAGUUUUAGUGGUUUUGAAAUUAAUCCUGCA
Messenger RNA from Pistacia vera, 1055 nucleotides. RefSeq lists its product as uncharacterized. Bases 1 to 642 code for a protein of 213 amino acids. NCBI's taxonomy places the organism in Eukaryota, Viridiplantae, Streptophyta, Magnoliopsida, Sapindales, Anacardiaceae. The record is from RefSeq and is a predicted model, not a curated record. The transcript has 5 exons.